Dermacentor andersoni is the source of this 2756-nucleotide messenger RNA. RefSeq lists its product as uncharacterized. NCBI's taxonomy places the organism in Eukaryota, Metazoa, Arthropoda, Arachnida, Ixodida, Ixodidae. The record is from RefSeq and is a predicted model, not a curated record.
GUUUUGGCUUUUCUCUCAAGUCCGUCGCGGGACGAAGACCGAAGGGUGAAGAAGCGCGGUCACUUUGUGCACGCCAUGCGAGGCGGAAGUUGGUGCCUAUGACAUUCGACGAGGUUCGCGCCACCAAAAGUGACGGAUUGCGCGGAGUCGCUGACAACGUCCGUAAUCAGCUGCGGCAGCUAACUCGGUCAACACUUGACGCCUGGAGACCUUCGCCUCUUGCCGACAGCGACAGGUUGCAGGGCCAUCGUGGUCGACACAGCGCUCUCAAAACAGCCAUGCGAGUCCUGGCGGUCCUCCUGGCGACUUGUGCUGUUGCCGGUGUGACAGCCCUGGCAACUCGCCACCGCGUGAAGCAUGAAAUUGCCCCACUCUGCGACAACAACAUCGACCAGCAUGCUCGACUUGAUCGGCUUGUGGACCGGAUUCGUAGCAGGCUGCGGGAUGAGGAGCCAUUCGCAUUGCCCACUGACAUUGCUCCCCUUCGGCUGUAUGACGGUGUGCUGUGGGGACUGAGCAACUUUGAACUGCGGCAUCCACCACAGUUGGUUUGUGGAAAUGGCUAUGCCAACCUCACCAUGCUCAUUGGUUUGGUGCAACCACAUGUUCGAUACAGGUGGAACUUCACACCGAUUCCUGGCGUCACUGGGCAGUUCAUUGCACAUGCUGAUCGUGCCACUGUAGACAUCUUUCUUCAGGCGCCCCUUGACUCUCCUAAUGCAAAGGCUUCCAUCAAGUCGCUCAAGGUCACUGAACUCAGUCAGAUCUGGGUCAAGGUUCCCAGUGUCCCCGUGGUGAGCUGGGUGGCCUCGCAAAUAGGAAACUUGGGCACAAUGAUCAACCGCAAAAAUCUGAAAAAGUUCCUCCAAGAAAACCUUCGCGCCUCUAUCCAAAAAACCCUUGACAAGGAACCCUUGUAGGUGAUAACACGUAAGUGGCAGGAUGAUGGGCAUCAUGCCAGACUGUUGCUCUGUGCCUGCUUUCAGCUUGCAACUGUCUCCUUCAUUGCACACAAAAAAAAAAAAAUUGUCUGGCAAGGUAGUCUGUGCAGGUAAUGCAGCUGAUUGUGAGAUUGAAUUGUGUGUGCUCAGUUUUAAUUUCUCUGUCAAUUUUUUUUAUCCUUCACAUGCAAUUAGUGUCCAUGUUCGCUGUCCAAGCCAUUCAUUUGUGAAAAAUGUUAAAGCACAGUUUGAAGUGUGCCCAUAUGUGCAGGAAUAUAGGAGUUCAACUGUAGGGUUAUCUUACUGUGCAUGACAUUGUGGUGAAACAAUUGUACCAUUGACAUUACUUGAGCAAUGUCAGUGCCUCAAACCUUUAGGCUGAAGGAUGAGAUCAGAUGGUUCGCAAACAUCUUGUAUUUUUAUCAUCAGCACCCAUUGAAAUGCCAACAUGAAAUUACUGAUCACAUGUGUACAUGCUCCAUAUCUGGCUUUCUAUGCAUGGAGUAGUCCCAAAUCCACAUUGUGGAGCCUGAAUUAGGUCCCUGUUACAAAUGCAGGGGAACAUGAAAACAAAACAACACAUUGGGGUAGUUUAGGAAUUGUUUGCAUUUGAGUUUAUGCUUAUGCUACCUAUUUUUAUCCUUGUAGCCACUGCAUUAGGAAUUGUGCUGUUUGAAAACAGCAAAUUUAGCUCAUUAGUAAAUGGUUAGAAAACAUAUUUAAUUUUAUAUUUACUUAUUCAACGCCAUUGGCCAAGAGAGUUUGCAACCGUUUCCUUGACAGAUGUGAUUACUUGUAUUACUUGAAGUGUUGGUGCUGGUUUGGUAUCUCCAUUUUAACAGCAUUGACUGUUAUUAAAGAAGCACUGACAUUGCAUAUUCAACUUGGUUUUUAUGUGUGUGUGUGUGUUAUGUGAAGGAGCAAAUGAUCUAAGCCUUAUAAAAAGUACUGGCUGAUUGAUUGAUUGCCACACGAAAUCUGCAAAUAUGUCUUUAUCAUAACGUCACCACAGGCCUGGCAUUUUGAGGGCAGCUUUAGUAUUGAAUAUAAAAUACAAAUAUAAAUAUAAAAGCUGAAAUCAGCUGGCGCAGGACAGGAGUAAUUGGAGUUCGCAGGGAGAGGCCUUUGUCCUGCAGUGGACAUAAAAUAGGCUGAUGAUGAUAAAAUACUAUCUUAUAAGCAUUUUACAAUCUUCAUAUUGGCUAUGUAUGCUAAGUUCUACAUGUGAGAAACUUGUGGUAGAGUAUCUAGAACUUGGAAAAUAUGUCAGUGCUUCAAUAACAAUGGAGGUCGACAGCAUUGUGAGUGCACGUGGCAGUGACCUGCGCUAUUGGUAUGUUGACCAGUCAUAGUCAGGCCAUUGGAAAUGAUAAAUAUGAUGAAGCAUAUGCAAUUGAUUGUGGCCAUUAUGGUGCCUUGAAACUGACUACUGCUACUGCUCUCUUGAGCAUCAAGGAGUUGCUCAAAGAUGUGCAUGUGAUGGACAUUACUUCCUGCUUGUGUUGACAUAUCUUGCUACUGCUUGUUUCAGUUCAAUAGUGUUGACAAGUCUUCCACUUUUAACAGGACCACAAUACAUAUUAGAUGGACCCAGGGUCAUGUGCACAGUUGUGGUGCUGCAUCAAUACUCUUGCCCGUUUCCAUGAUGGAGACCAAUUGCAAUUUUUUUAUGAUCAUUUUAUACUGCUAGUCUGUGUACAAAUGUAUAAGGUCACACAAUUUUGCCUGGCUUAACCUACUUGUUGUCUAUGCUAUUGUACAUUGCAAAUGCCAUAACAGUGUUAUGAACAAAUAAAGUAUACUACUGCAUGGCGA